CACAGGGGAAAAUAUCAAAUUGUAUUAGAUUAGACAUGGGAAAAUUAGCGGUAUUAAUACUGGUGUGUUUGAUUGCAGCAACGAUUGCAGAACAAUGCGGUAGACAAGCUGGAGGAAAAACAUGUCCAAACAACCUUUGUUGCAGCCAAUACGGUUACUGUGGUACCACAGAUGAAUACUGUGGUCCGAACUGUCAGAGUAACUGUCAUGGCAGUAGUGGUGGUGGUGAAAGUGCUUCUAAUGUUCGUGCCACAUAUCAUUACUAUCAACCAGAUCAACAUGGAUGGGACUUAAACGCUGUAAGUGCUUAUUGUUCAACUUGGGAUGCAAGCAAACCUUACUCAUGGCGUAGCAAGUAUGGUUGGACUGCUUUUUGUGGCCCUGUUGGACCUCGUGGUCAAGCUUCUUGUGGAAAGUGUCUCAGGGUGACAAAUUCAGGUACAGGAGCACAGGAAACAGUGAGAAUUGUAGAUCAAUGCAGCAAUGGAGGGUUGGAUUUGGAUGUGGGAGUGUUUAACAGAAUCGACACAGAUGGCAGAGGAUACCAACAGGGACAUCUUAUUGUAAGCUAUCAGUUUGUGGAUUGUGGGAAUGAGCUAGACAUAACCAACCCUUUGUUCUCCAUCAUUGAUGCUAAACAAUAAAAUGCUCAAAUAUUGUUAGAAAAAUCCUGUGUUUGUAAUAGAGUUUGAUACUAGAGUCUUUCUGUUUUGAAAGAGAAGUAUUCAAACAUAUGCUCCGAAUAAAACUAUACUUAUGGAUUAAUUGGUUAUCCUUAAGAAAUGAAAAUUUACAUGAUCAUUAUCUUGAUCUCUCUAUUUAUGUA
Molecule: messenger RNA, 826 nt
Organism: Medicago truncatula (barrel medic)
Lineage: Eukaryota; Viridiplantae; Streptophyta; Magnoliopsida; Fabales; Fabaceae
Product: wound-induced protein
Exons: 2
Coding region: 36-644 (202 amino acids)
Biological process (GO): defense response to bacterium; defense response to fungus
Molecular function (GO): chitin binding; RNA nuclease activity
Source: RefSeq, a predicted model, not a curated record